AUGCGAGCAGCCGUACAACAACCUCUCAUUGGCCCGGGCUGCAACUCGUCGUUCCGGCACCAGUUCCUCGCCGCUUGGGCGCCCAUCUCCAAGAUCAAGGUCGACUACGGCGGCAACAACGUCACGGCGAUCUUCUGCGAGCCGACGUACUGGAAGCAGAGGGUGUCUGUCGACGUCUCGGCGGCUACCAAGCAACUAGACGCCAACUCAGUCGUGCCCGUAGGCUCGAGGGACCCGCUCGGCGCGGCCAAGUUCAACACCACGGCGCUCGAGUACCUCAUGGGCACCGGGGUGCCCGCCGCCACGGCCACCCGGGACUACGCGGCAUCCACCACCAUCCAGUCGUGGCCGAUUCUCCAAAAGGAGCAAAACGUAGCCGGCCCGGUGACGCUAAUGGUGACAUAUGCCCUAGGCCUCGUCGGCGCGCCCGCGGCAGCGCUGCAAAACGCAUCCGUUCUCGAGAACGCCUUUGCCCUGGCCCACAAGACCGUGUUCGCCAUCGCCAUGUCGCAGAUCCUAUCAGAUACGGGGCGGGCCGAGGCCGCGACUGCUGGCACGGUGCAGCGCACGCUCUACGGGGUCGAGGUCAGCAGGCCGAUAGCCGCCGUCCUCGAGGGGCUGCUGGUGCGGGUCGCGCUGCUGGCUGCCGCGGUGCUGUGGACGUGCGCUAGGGCCGAGAGCAAGCUCCCGCGGGACCCGGCGGCCAUCGGCUUCACUAUAGCUGCGCUGAAGAGGUGCGCAACCCUCCUUAGCCGCCCCGCCGUGGCAGAAUCGGACUCGGCCGACAGCAAGACGCUCGCACAGGGCCUGGCGGGGCAGCGAUUUGCGCUGACUGGGAGCUACCCGCCCCGGCUCGAGCAUCUCGAGCCGCAGCCGCAAGACCCUCCGAUGAGCUCCGGUGGUGGGGCCGGCACGGGCGUUGGGCUCCGGAGAAGCACGGCUUACUCGCCGUUCCAGCCGCGGGAGUUGCGCCCCGCGUCAGGAAUCAUAUUGGUUUCAAUCCUGCUCUGCGGGGCCGGUGUGCUAGUGUAUCUCAAGAAACACGAAGAGGAGCUGCAUGGCCUUCCCCGCCCGACGGACAAUUUCGAGGUGUUGCAGUUGCUCGAGAACUACAUCCCAACCGUGUUUGCAACCCUUCUCGAGCCUUUUCUUGUACUGUUAACGAGGCUUUUGAGCAUACUGCAGCCAUUUCACGAGCUGCGCAUGGGAAAGCGUCCCGCCGAGAAGACGCUGGAUGCCAAAUACACGAGUUUGCCGCCUCAGCUCGUUGUAUGGCGGGCCUUGAGGUCGAAGCAUUUCUUGCUAGGGGCUUUAGGCUCCAUCUCGCUCCUUGUCAAUGCUCUGACGGUGGCUCUUGGUGGCACGUUCAACGAGUUGUCUGUUGCAAUGGAGUAUCCAACCGCUUUCAUAGAAAGCCGUCGCACGAAUCUAAGCCGCAACGCCAUAAUCUCCGAGGGCGCCAGUUGGGAAGGGUACCUCGAUCACUUGUAUGCCGUGUAUUCCAACUUGUCCUCCAACACGAGGCUCCGGCCCUGGGUUACCAGAGACUAUGCUUUCCUGCUAAUCAAUGCCACUGCCCGGGUGCAAGACGGACCUAGACCUGGGCUAUUUAGGACCAAAGCGCGUGGGUUCAGGGCUCUUCCCAAGUGCGCUGCGCUUGCGACAUCGCCCUCGACGACGCAGCCCUAUGCCAACUUGUCGGGAAUCAACGCCGAACUGUCGACGAUUCCUUUGAUGUUCCGCCGGGACAACGGCACGUGGACGCAGUGCUCCCUCCCUCCUCCCAGUGUGAGAUCCCGUGCGGCGAGGCGGUCAGCUCAGGAGCUCGUCGGUUCGUUGAGCAAAGUACAGAUGUCCGGGGGAGAUUUUGAAUGGUACAACGACGGCUUCUGCGACGACAGGAUGGUCCUCGGGUGGGCUCGCCUCGACUCCUCCAGCGACAGCGACACCACCACCCCCAGCUCGCUCUAG
Molecule: messenger RNA, 1971 nt
Organism: Lasiosphaeria miniovina
Lineage: Eukaryota; Fungi; Ascomycota; Sordariomycetes; Sordariales; Lasiosphaeriaceae
Exons: 3
Coding region: 1-1971 (656 amino acids)
Source: RefSeq, a predicted model, not a curated record